AUGAGCAUGCAUCAACAGGCCCGUGAGGGUCAUUACAACCCUGCUUCACCUCAUUCUUCGAGCGGAGCUGCAGACUCAUUCAAGGGCACUCCCGACACUCGACUGACCGCAUUCUCUCCGGAAGAGAGCUCCGCUCGAUCUACACGAGUGCUGGGAGGAAUUCGUCAUGGUUCCCUUGAGACAGCACCGCCUUCCAUUAAGUACGGCAUGAACGCGUUGCAGUCUUUCGGACAGCCGAGCAUGUUCAAUCUGGGCACUGCCCACACGGACAAGGAUCCGUUCGUCUCUUCAGCUGAAUCUUCGUUCAAGGGAAGCCAGAAGCUAUCUCCCACGGCCUCUGUCUUUUCACCUCUGCCUUCGGCGUUGAUUCCUCGCGGCUCGGCAUCUGAGCCUAAGCGAGCAGAUGCCUUCUCCGAGGAUCUGAGCCAGAGUUACAGCCAGAUCUCUGGACAAUUUCCACGACCAGCUAGCGUUCCUGCGUCGUCUGACUUCGUCCAUGACAAGCUGAGCACAGAAUCUGGAAUCUCCCGAUGCUUGGUCGUCUCCGCCAGAAUGGGCGGUAGUGUAACCGCAGGUGAGGUGAACCACUACAUAUCUGAACUUCGUCAGAUGGGUACCCCGUUUCAGGGGACCAAUGAGAUCUUCGAGUGUGGAAACCAGGUGUUCGCUCGUUUUUCCAACAUCCGCGAUGCUUGCACUGUUUUCUCGAACAUCUCUCUAGGUGGCCGUGACUGGGACGUUCGUUCCGUUAACCCUCGAGAGUUUUCAUCGGUUGUAGAGCCAGGUGCGGGUCUCGUAACUGCUCAUGAAGGACAGGUGUACCUUAGUGUGUUUUCACACUCCAUGCAGCCCAUCACCGUUCAACAACUCGAGGAGUUCCUAAAGGCGGCUUUACGAACUGAGGGAGACUUGUAUGCAUUCAAGCCCCAUGAAGGUGUAACGGGAAGUGCGAUGAGCGGCAUUGCCGAGUAUUGCGACAAUGACAUGUCGCUGCGUGCCAUAGCAAAGCUCAACGGCGUCGUCGUCCAAGGAUUUCAGAUCUGCAUAGUGCUGUACCGACCUGAUGUGGCGCCGAGCGCGAGCCAGAGUGGACUCAUUGGCUCGACCAGUUCAAUUGCCUCGCCAUCAGAUUUGGCUACCGGCUUCCGACGAAUGUCUAUCGGAAGAGCACAAUCAGUCAUGGCGAAUCCAGCUAAUUCUCUCCUGAGUACACCCGUCCGACCGACACUCCCAGCAAACAGCUUUUCGGUCCCGCAAUCUUAUGGAAUGGUGCCUCUGAUGUACUCGCCUCUGCCUAUGAGUCCUUCGUAUGUGUUGGACCAGGGAACGCCGAGAAGUUACGGCGGCAUGCUGCAACCAAGCAACUAUUCCCUCGUGAGCCCUUCUAUGUCGCAGCAGGGCCCUCUUGUCCAUUCAGAUCUCACGACUCCACGACAAUUCCAGAAUUACGGUCGCCUGGAUGGUCGUCGACAGAAUGCAAUGCGAAUUUCACGAUCGCCUUACUACAAUUCGGCCAAUCAUCACAAUCACGUAGAUGUCAACCGUAUUCGAGAAGGAAUUGACGUGCGCACAACGAUCAUGCUGCGCAACAUCCCGAACAAGGUCCAUCAAGCUAUGCUCAAGGACAUCGUCGACAGAUCUAGCCAUGGCAAGUACGACUUCAUGUACCUGCGCAUUGAUUUCGCCAACGAUUGCAACGUCGGCUAUGCGUUCAUCAACUUCGUCGAUCCGUUGGAUAUCAUUGACUUCGUGCAAGCAGUGGGCAACCAGAAAUGGGGCUGCUUUAAAAGUGACAAGGUUGCCGAGGUUUCCUACGCGACUAUCCAAGGCAAAGACUGCCUCGUUCAGAAGUUCCGCAACAGCUCAGUUAUGCUCGAGGCUCCUCAUUACCGCCCCAAGCUGUUCUUCACCAUCAACGGCCAAUACCCCCAUUUGGCGGGCACCGAGGAACCUUUCCCUGAGCCGGACAACCAAUCGAAAAUGAAGCGAAGCUGUGAGAAUGCAGAGCACGUUGGUCUAUUCACUCCUAACGCUGGUCAACACUUUCGCGAUGAGCAGCGACGCCGUCGUUCUCAGUUCGAUCGUGGAAACCCACGACUUCAGGAGUACGAGUACAAUUCGCCUGUACCUAACCAGGCUUACUACUCUUAG
Molecule: messenger RNA, 2151 nt
Organism: Annulohypoxylon truncatum
Lineage: Eukaryota; Fungi; Ascomycota; Sordariomycetes; Xylariales; Hypoxylaceae
Product: RNA recognition motif 2-domain-containing protein
Exons: 10
Coding region: 1-2151 (716 amino acids)
Molecular function (GO): RNA binding
Source: RefSeq, a predicted model, not a curated record